This is a messenger RNA of Amorphotheca resinae ATCC 22711, 345 nucleotides long. RefSeq lists its product as hypothetical. The record is from RefSeq and is a predicted model, not a curated record. The transcript has 2 exons. Gene Ontology annotation, cellular component: trans-Golgi network. The coding region runs from base 1 to 345 and encodes 114 amino acids. Lineage: Eukaryota; Fungi; Ascomycota; Leotiomycetes; Helotiales; Amorphothecaceae.
AUGGGUACCCGCAAGUCCAGCGGCACCAUAAUCGUCCCGCGUGAGCACCCGCGCGUCGAGCUGAAGGAGGGCGACGAGGUUUUCGACGAGGACGAUGCCCGCGCCAUGAGCCCGCGCCGCAGCAGCCGUGACCUGGAGCGGAUGGGACAGGAGGCCAGAGCGCAACUGAAUGAGCAUGCAAAGAUCCUCCAGAAGUCUCUCCUUGAGAUCUUUAACCGUAUUGAGGCUGUCAAGGAGGAGCAUAACAAGCUCGACAACAACAACAAGUUCCUGCAGAAGUACAUUGGCGAUCUGAUGUCGACGUCCAAGAUCACAUCGACGGGCUCGAGUGGAAGGAAGAAAUGA